Molecule: messenger RNA, 2761 nt
Organism: Drosophila innubila
Lineage: Eukaryota; Metazoa; Arthropoda; Insecta; Diptera; Drosophilidae
Gene: TAF1C-like
Exons: 1
Coding region: 113-2677 (854 amino acids)
Molecular function (GO): protein binding
Source: RefSeq, a predicted model, not a curated record
CAACAACAGGAAAGUUAGCUACACCGUAAUUGUUGCAUUUACAGUAAAUUGUACAAAAUAACAUUUAUAACAAAACUUGUAGAAUACCUGUUUCAAUAGCAUUUAUUAAGAAAUGCCUCGUAGAUACACAACAAAGUUACAGCUAAAGAAGCUAAAUGAAACAGUGGCGGCACGAAAGAAGCAACAAAAGGAACACAGUGAUGACUCGGAGAGCGGCUUAUCAGACGGCGAGGAUGCAGAGGAGGAUGCUCUGGAGGGCAAGGACAAUGCAGAGCCAUUGCGUAAACUGCUUGAGACAUCGAGACACGAUACACAUCCAUCGAUGAAUCAAGGACUUGGACAAGAUUCGAAUGCCAAAGGGACACUUAGUAUAUUUCCCAGCUCGUCGUUUACAGUGCCGCUGCCAUUGUACGUCGCUGAUCAAACAACGCCCAUUGUCGAUCAUUGUCGACAGCGUCCCACUGUGCACGACGAUUGGAUGCGUCACCUGAAUCUCUGCAAGUCCAAGUACCUGAAGCAGACGAAGAAACAAAAGCAACGCGAGAAGAAACACCAACACAACAUUUACAGUUCGCACUUGUUCGAUGUGGCUGAGCAAAUUGCCACACAGGAUAAUACAUAUUUUCGUGACAGCUAUGAUUACUAUUACACUGGCGGCAAUCUGAAUCUAUUGCCCUACUCGGCGGCAGGAGAUGAGUCCAAGAUGCUGGCGUUGCAUGUGUCCGGCGAGAAGCUGCAGCAGUUGCAUUUCUCAAAAGUUGGCGAGGAGGCGGAAUUAUGGCAGCCACUGUACAGUGAAUCCCUGGCUGACAUGUCUAGUGAAAUCUUCGAACUGUUUCCUGUGAGCAGCUUUCGAGUGAAUCAUGGCAACAUGUUCCUGGCGCGUCUACUCAACGAUAUCGCAAUCUAUGAGCUAAAAAAAACGGAGGAUCAUGAUGAUAAUGAUGAUGAGAAUGGUCCCAGAUACGAGCUAAACUGUCAGUGCAAAUACAACAGCAAAGAUGGACCCUUUAUCAGCGUUGCCCAGGCUGUGAACAAAGCCAAUACAUUGGCUAUCGCUUGCCAGGAUCGAAGUGUACGCUUUCUGGACAUUGUAUCGCAACAGGAUAUAUCCAAGCACGAGGUGUCCAUGCUGAAGGGCGCCGAUAGGAGCAGCACCUGGGCACAGUUGCGUGCCUGGCAGGAGAAUUGUUUCUACUACGCAUGUCCGUCCGCCUUGCUCACCAUCGAUAUGCGUUGUGCCAACGAGGUGAUUAAUCCGUGCUUUGCCAGCAGCGUCUAUACAAAGUAUUGUGAGAGUUUCUCUUGUUUGGGCAGCAGCGUGAAUCCCAAUCUUUUAUAUGUAGCCAGCAAUCAUAAAUUACACUGCCUGGAUAUGCGGUGUCUGGGCAAGAAGCUAGCAGAUCGCUCGGUUGUCACCUGGACACAUCAGAUGGCGUAUUCGCCCACAUUCAUGGAUGCCAUUGCCCAUGAAGGUAGCGAAUAUGUGGCCAUGUCCAAUGCUGUGCCUGACGAUCAACGUAUCUGCGAACUGAAGGGAGUUCUAGCUAAAAAUAUCACGGAAAUGUGCUCCCCCACCUUGCCCUAUGGUCCACCACAGUUGGAGGAGGCUCUCAUCGAUGCUCGUCUGCGGGGUAACAGCGUUAACAUCUAUGCAGAUCUCGCCGAGCGUGUUAAAUGCUCCUCCACGGGUAUUAAAUUCCACAGAUUAGAGAAUGCCAGCGAUGGCGCCUUUGCCCAACUGCUCACUGCGAGCAGCGUGGGAGAUAUUUUCUGCCAGAGAGUGACCCUAAGGGAUGAGCUGGAAAUGGUGCGGGAACAACGAACGGGAUCCCACACAAGCGAGGCCAUACUGUACUAUGCUGAUCUGGUACAGGAUCGUGUGACCAGAAAACUACACUGCACUGAGGUACAGCCAAUGGCAAUUAUGCGAGAUAUUAUGAAAUCUGAUAUAGAACGUAAUGUGGAACAGGAAAAGCCAAUGCCUAUAGAGGAUAUAGAAAUAGACUACGGGUUCGAUGAUUCCGAUUCAGAGUCCAAUGCGGAAACUGAUGGUUCUACAGAGGAUCAGCCAACAGUUAGUAAAAAAGUAGCCAAAAAAUCAACUAAAGCUGUCACGCAAAUAGAAACCGAGGAAUCGCCAGCUGUGGAAAAAAAAGUACAAAAAAAGACGGCAAUAAAUCGUGGACCCUGGCAAAAGUCGGCCUAUAAUCUAAGUCGCUAUACAGAUGUGAUUAGCACACGCAUGCUGAGCAUUUGGGAUAUUGAUGAGUUUGAAUUAACGCGUGAUGUAAACAUCGAUAUGAUUGAUGAGAAAUUGAAGCGAAACAAACCCGAACCGGAAGUGGAAGAUCGCACAACAUCAUGGCUACAGCAAGUGCCCAAACCCGAGGAUGCGGCUGCCUUUUUCGCGGAAGAUAAACCCGAUCUUGUGCCCGGUACAAAUCUGCCCACCUGCUAUGAAGCCGUUCAUGCAGACUAUACGGAAGUGGGCAACGAAACUGUUGAUAUUGAAGCCUUGUUAACGACUAAAACAGAAGCAUCGUUUAAUGAAACUGUCAGUUUUAGUAGAAGGCCGCAUUCCACACUGCGACCGGGAGAAUUCACGGUUAUUGAAUCCGAUCCAAAUCCAACGCCUGCUAAACGACCUAGAACUAAGUAUACUAUAGGAUUUUAGGGAUUAAGUAGCUAGUUUUAGUUUUAGUAGAAUACAAACACUUUACACGCAAUAAACUAAAGAUAUUUCAAAUCGAAACUCUAA